UAUAUCCAACAUCUUAUGGUCAUUAUUCAUAGAAACAAUGUUCAUCCUUGCCCAAAAUUUUUCCUUAUGGCUGUCAUGUUUAAUUUUUAUAUAUACAAUCCAUAUUACCACCACCUUAGCUCAAGACGAUUUCGUUUACUUCUACUGCGAAAACACGGCUAUCUAUACGCUAAACAGUACGUAUCAAAGAAAUCUAGACGCCACACUCUCUGCACUUCCCACCACCAACAACGGCUUCGGUUUCUACAACCUCUCCACCGGCCAAGCCAAUGAUGCAGCCAACUCGAUCGCCCUAUGUCAAGGCGACCUUGACCAGGAUGUGUGUCGCAGUUGUCUUAACGACUCUAUUGUUAAACUGCGACAACUCUGCCCUAACCAAAAAGAAGCAAUAGGUUUCUACUGGUCAUGUAUGUUGAAAUACUCCAAUGAGAAAAUAUUGGGAGGCUUAGGAAAAACGUUUUAUGUGCAUAGGGAGAAUCCCCAAAAUGCAACCGAUAUUGAUCGGUUCAAUGGUGCUUUGGGACCACUAAUGAAGAAGUUGAGAGAUGAUGCGGCUGCUGGCGGCCCCUUAAGGAAGUUUGCUACGGGCAACAUGAUUGUUUCAAACUCCACGACGAUCUAUGGGCUUGUGCAGUGUACUCCAGACUUAUCGGAUCAGUUGUGUAACGAUUGCUUAGAUGGUGCAAUCAAUCAAAUUUCAGUUUCGUUUAACGGGAGAGUUGGAGGAAGAGUUUAUGCACCUAUGUGUAAUAUUAGAUAUGAGACAUAUUCUUUUACUUCAGCGAAUGAUCAGGUUUUCCCAACACCGCCGUCACCAUCAUCAUCUCCGCCAGCGCCACCACCAGCAGCGCUAUCUCCGCCUAUCCCACAACCUUCACCAACAUCAGGCAAAAAGAAUAACACGACAAGAACUGUGAUAAUCAUAACUAUUAUUGUGAUAGUCACCGUCGUUAUGAUGAUUGCUUCACUCUGCAUGAUUCUGAAAUUCAGGAAGAAGAAGAAACAGCAAAUGAGGCAUCCAUCAGCACCUCAAAUAGGAAAACAGACAAUGGAUAUUGGCACAUUGGAAUCUUUGCAAUACGACUUUAGUAUAGUGAAAGGAGCAACAAAUGACUUUUCCGAAGAAAAUAAGCUUGGUCGUGGUGGGUUUGGAACCGUUUACAAGGGUACUCUAGGAGAUGGGCAACAAAUUGCAGUAAAGAGGCUAGCAAGGGAUUCCGGACAAGGUGACUUAGAAUUCAAGAAUGAGGUUCUGCUAGUGGCAAAACUUCAACAUCGUAAUUUAGUUCGGCUGUUAGGUUUCAGUAUAGAAGGAAGUGAACGACUUCUCAUUUAUGAGUUCAUGCCAAAUGCAAGUCUAGAUCAAUUUUUAUUCGAUCGAUCUAAACGAAUACUUCUUGAUUGGGAAAAACGAUACAGUAUCAUUAUAGGAAUUGCAAAAGGACUAUUAUACCUUCAUGAAGAUUCUCAUCUAAGGAUAAUUCAUCGUGAUAUGAAGGCAGGUAAUGUUUUGUUAGAUGCACAAAUGACACCAAAAAUUGCUGAUUUUGGUAUGGCAAGAUUGUUUAAAACUGAGGAGACUCGAGGAGACACAAGGCGAAUCGUUGGAACCUACGGUUAUAUGGCGCCAGAAUAUGUACUGCAUGGUCAAUUCUCAGUAAAGUCAGAUGUUUUUAGUUACGGGGUAUUGGUACUAGAGAUGGUAACAGGUCAAAAAAAUCAAUGUUUUCGGAAUGGGGAGAGCUUAGAAUUUCUUCUUAGUUUUGCAUGGAAAAGCUGGCAGAAUGGUACAACUUCAGAUAUAAUAGAUCCCACAUUGAAGAUGGGAUCAAGUUCAUUGCGUGACAUCAUAAGAAGCGUCCACAUUGGCCUCUUAUGUGUUCAAGAAAAUGUUAUUGAUAGGCCAACCAUGGCUUCGGUUGUUCUUAUGCUUAAUAGUAUCUCUAUGGCGCUUCCGGUACCAGCACAACCUGCAUUUUUUAUGGGUAGUACCAUUGAUCCAGAAAUGCCAGCCUUACAAGAGCAAAGCUGUAAUGAAGUUUCAACAUCUGAUUUUUUUCCUAGAUAAGCAUCUAUAAGACAGAUGAUAUGCUACACAUAUAUUUUUAGUUUGUUUGAAGAAACACUAUAUAAUUUUAGAUUUGGAUUUUAUUAUCUAUCAUAAAUGAGAGUCCCAACACGCAUUGUUGUUA
This is a messenger RNA of Helianthus annuus (common sunflower), 2192 nucleotides long. RefSeq names its product cysteine-rich receptor-like protein kinase 29. The coding region runs from base 38 to 2068 and encodes 676 amino acids. Lineage: Eukaryota; Viridiplantae; Streptophyta; Magnoliopsida; Asterales; Asteraceae. Gene Ontology annotation, biological process: protein phosphorylation. The record is from RefSeq and is a predicted model, not a curated record. Gene Ontology annotation, molecular function: protein kinase activity; ATP binding. The transcript has 7 exons.